This is a messenger RNA of Capsicum annuum, 2693 nucleotides long. RefSeq lists its product as uncharacterized. Gene Ontology annotation, molecular function: lipid binding. The transcript has 6 exons. Lineage: Eukaryota; Viridiplantae; Streptophyta; Magnoliopsida; Solanales; Solanaceae. The record is from RefSeq and is a predicted model, not a curated record. The coding region runs from base 1190 to 2530 and encodes 446 amino acids.
AGAUAGAUUCAUAAAAUAUAUAUUUUCUUGAUCCAUUUGAAUAGUGCAAUAUCGUUAUGGUAUUUUAUAUUUUCAUAAAAUUUUGUUAUGAUUUGAAUUUUUUUUCUUUGUUUUAAAAAUUAAGUUUUACGAAACAUUUUGAACUAAGAAUUAUAAAUUUUUAUUUUAAAAUAUUUAUUUUAAGUUAAUUUGAAGGUAUUUUUAUUGUUGCAAUAAUUUAUUUUUUGAUAAUUUGAUGUUAAGGAUUAAAAAAUAAUUUCAUAACUUAUUGGUGUGAACUUUAUUAAAGUCGCGCUUCCACCACGUGUUUUCGCGCUUCCACCACGUGUUUUCUCCCUUUGCUUUUUUACUUUCCCAAAUUCAUUUCUCCCAUUUCCAUUUUCCUUUUGUUUUUUGCUUUCCCAAAUUCAUUUCUUACACAUCUUCACAACCAAAAACAUGCUUCAAAGAAAAUCAGUUCUCACCUGCUAAAAAUGUAUUAAAAUUCCUGUAAAAUUCAUGUAUAUUUAAUUAUAGUAAGCUUUGUCUAAUUAUAGUAAAUUUAUUUGAAUUUUGGGAAAACAACCCAAAAAUCGAUUGUGCUGUUAAUCUUUCAAGUGUCUGGUACAAUAUUCUUUCUCUUUUAUUUUCUACAUUUUCUAUAUGUUUGCGGUGAAUUAUGAUUUGAAUUUGUUAUCUUUAUUUUAAAAAUUAAAUUUUACGAAACAUUUCGAACUAAAAAUUAUAUAUUUUUAUUUUAAAUUAACUUGAAGAUAUUUUUAUAGUUGCAAUAAUUUAUUUUUAGAUAAUUUAAUGUCAAGAAUUAAAAAAUAAUAUCAUAACUUAUUGAUGUUAACUCUUUUACGGUCCCAAUUUACUAGUUUACCAUCUAAAAACAAAAAAGUGAUGAAUAAAAAAGAUUCUUCCAACUCAAAGUCUUCACUAGACUAGACGACGAAUUCAUUUUAUCUGAGAGUUCAGAUCUUGCCACGUGUGUUUCCGUACAAACAAUACAGUAUCGGUUUCGAUUCCCUCUGUUUUUUUUUUGCCCCUUUCCUCUUCUCCAUCUUCUUCCUUUCCAAAAAUUGAACUCCUGAAUCUUCAACAAUUCUAUGUAAGCUUCACUCCUCAAUGCAAUCUCAAACCCACUCUUCAAUUUUUCUGUAAGAAAUCGACCCAAAUUUCUUGUUAAAAUUCAUCAAAAAAAAAUAUGGAGGUGGAGAGGUGGGUUGGGUUUGUUGAAUUGAUAAAUAAGCCAGCUGUAAUGGAAACAUUCGUCGACAUUUUGCUUUGCCUUGUUCCCAUUUGGGUUGCUGUUAUGAUCGGUUUAGUGAUCGGUUGGUCUUGGCGACCUCGUUGGACCGGCCUUGUAUUUUUAGGACUCCGGUCUAAAAUUAACCGGUUUGUUUGGACCAUUCCUCCCGGUUUUGGUGCUCGUAGGGUUUGGUUGGCAUUUACUGCUCUUUCAGCUUUCUCUGUUGGUAGUAAAUUGUGGUUUAAUUUUCAUGGGAGGACACGUAAGCCUUCGGCGGUGGCGGAUUCGGGUUCGGGUUCGGGUUCUGUGUCGAUGGAUCAGUUUGGAUCCGCUUCGAGUUCGGAUGCCGUCAUUAGGCAUAUUACUGGAUCGGAAAAUGAGGACAUUGUGACAGAGAAAGAUCUGGAACACUUUCUACAUCUACUAGAUGGAAAAGAUGGAGAGAUGGCAUGGCAAAUCAUGAUGGAGCGCUCUACUUCGAACUUCACAUACCAAGCUUGGCGGCAUGAACCUGAGAUGGGUCCAACAAUCUACCGAACCAAAACUGUAUUCGAGGAUGCAACUCCUGACAUAGUUAGAGAUUUCUUCUGGGAUGAUGAAUUUAGGCCGAAAUGGGACCCGAUGCUUGGCUAUUUCAAGAUAUUGCAGGAAUGGCCACAUACAGGAUCUAUGAUUAUCCACUGGAUUAAAAAGUUCCCGUUCUUCUGUAGUGAUCGUGAAUAUAUCAUUGGUAGAAGAAUAUGGGAAUCUGGGAAAAUAUAUUACUGUGUGACAAAGAGUGUACCAUACCCAUCUCUGCAAAGACGUGACAAGCCUAGGCGUGUGGACCUGUACUUCUCAAGUUGGAUUGUUAAGCCGGUGGAAUCGAAGAAGGGAGAUGGACAGUUAUCUGCUUGUGAAGUCACACUUCUUCACUAUGAAGAUAUGGGCAUCCCUAAAGAUGUUGCUAAAUUGGGAGUUCGUCAUGGAAUGUGGGGAACAGUGAAGAAGUUGCACAACGGCUUCAGAGCAUACCAGAAUGCAAGAAAAUCAGAGGCAGCGAUUUCCAGGUGUGCAAUGAUGGCAGGAAUCACUACAAAAAUCUCGCUCGAUGAAGGCGUUGAUGGUUUAGAGCAAGUUUCAGCUGAAGAAGAUAGAGCUGUGGAAGGCCAGAGAGGAGGAGAUGGUAGGAUUGAUUGGAAAUGGGUGGCUAUAGGAACAGUGGCUGUAGUUUGGGGCCUUCGUACAGGAAUGAUAGGAAAGGCUGUGUUAUUUGGAGCAGGACAAAGGAUUGCUCGCAGAGGCAGAAAUGCUUAGUGAAGAGUGGUAGCCAGUACCACUUUGUAGCAAUUCUACUCUUCAUUAUUGUAUUAUUCUUUUUUGGUUUGCAUUGAAGGCUGUCGUGCCUACAACCGGCAGCAUGGAGAAAAUAAUUACUCCAUCUACUUUUGACAUAAGAAAGAGACCCUUCUUUUUUUCA